Halichondria panicea is the source of this 2857-nucleotide messenger RNA. Its product is annotated as gamma-aminobutyric acid type B receptor subunit 2-like. The transcript has 15 exons. NCBI's taxonomy places the organism in Eukaryota, Metazoa, Porifera, Demospongiae, Suberitida, Halichondriidae. The record is from RefSeq and is a predicted model, not a curated record. The coding region runs from base 104 to 2680 and encodes 858 amino acids. Gene Ontology annotation, cellular component: membrane; G protein-coupled receptor heterodimeric complex. Gene Ontology annotation, molecular function: G protein-coupled GABA receptor activity. Gene Ontology annotation, biological process: G protein-coupled receptor signaling pathway; gamma-aminobutyric acid signaling pathway.
ACAUAACUUCACGCUCGCAAGCAUAGACUACGCCCUGAAAAAGCUUUUUAUGGUAGAGUCUACUGUAUGUUUUGCUUAUACCUAGGGAGAGCCUUCAAUUAACAUGGCUAUUCUGUUUAUUAUUCUCUUGCUUGGAGCUGCUAACAGUCAAGAACUGAGGUAUGCUUUGUUCACUUCUGGAACCACUGGAGAUUUCGACUCAUCUGGGGUUAUCCCAGCCAUUGAGUUAGCGGAGGAGCUAAUUAAUGCUGACAGCUCUAUUCUACAUGGCUACAAUCUCACUCACACACCUGUGGUGGACACAAUGUGUGAUAGAACAGGGUCACUAAAUGAAUACUUUGAUGCCAUUUCUCCACCCCACCCGAUUGUGCUUGGUCUCCUGGGCUGUGGCUGCUCAGUGGCCUCUACUCCUGUGGCAGAGAUCAUUCACCACAACAGUAUCUCACAGGUUUCGUACGUGUCAUCUUCAAUUGAGUUGAGUGACAGAAGUCGUUUCCCCAACUUCUUCCGUACCUACCCUUCAGAUGCUGACUUUACCCCAGCCAUAGUCAGCCUCAUUCAAGAGUAUGGCUGGAGACGCAUUGCCUUCAUCACUCAAGAUGAGAGCUUGUUUACUGAGGCUCUAACGAGAGUAAGAGAUCCCCUGAGGAGAGCAAACAUAGAUGUGGAUAUUAGAAUGAUCUCACCCUUACUCCCAAUGAUUAGACAAAGUAUCAAAGAAAACAAUUUUUUUUUUGAAGAUGAUAACUAUAGAGUUUUCUUCCUCAACACCUACUCAGCUGUUGGCCGACUAAUUCUUUGUGAGGCCUACUUAAGGGGGUACACUUAUCCCAAAUAUGCGUGGUUGACCUACGGCUGGUACCAGGACAGGUGGUGGACAGAGGAGGUCAACCCAGAGCCAACAAACUGCACUGAUGACCAACUAGCAGAGAUCCUGCACAGAUCCAUUGCACUUCAGUUGCUGCCAAAUUUGAAUGAACCAGAUCUUACAACUGAUACUAGAUUGACACCUGGAGAUUUUGAAUAUUUCUAUCGUAUGAGACUUUUGCGAACUGAAAGUUUAAUCAAUAACUAUAGUUACAUAUUUUUUGCCACUGUGGCUUACGAUGCUCUCUGGACAUUUGCUAUCGCGUUGAACAGGACCAAUGAGAUGGUUGGCAGUCUGACAAAAGAGGAGAUAUUGAACAUGACUCGGUGUGGAGGGACUGGUGAGGAGACUGGUGUAGAGUGGGAGGUGGUGUCACUGGAGAACUUCACCUACUCCAAUCAGCUCAUGGGCUGCAUCAUCAGGUGGAACCUGGAGAGAACAGACUUUGUGGGGGUGUCUGGACGAGUGAAGUUUGAUAGUUCUGGAUCACGAAUUGUUGACAAGGUGGAGUUCUUGCAGUAUCGAUUAACAAACAGCACCUUGGAACGUGUGUACUUCGGUUUCACUGAAAACGUUAAUGAUUCGGAAGUUGAAUUCUAUUACAAACCUGGAGUAAACAGCAGUAAUGUGUUUCCUUCUUCUGAGGGAGGCAUCCCACGUGAUGGAACCCCAGUCCCUCAAUUCCUUACAUUUAAUUUAGCUCUGGUGAUUCCCUACUACACAUUGGCAGCUGUCGGCCUUGUCUUCUGUACUGUGUGCCUGAUCUUCAAUUUUAUGCAGAGAAAAAAGAAGGUUGUCAAGAUAACCAGCCCCAACAUAAACUACUUCAUCAUUGUCGGAGCUUACUGUCAUUACAUAUCCAUCUUCUUCAGAGUCCUACCCAGCACGGAAUAUGAGUUGAAUGCAAUAAGGUGUUACGCUGAUUCUCUAUUCAAUACGAUCGGCUACAGCUUAGCCUUUUCAGCAAUCCUUGUCAAAAUGGGAAGAGUCUACUACAUUUUCCACAACCCAUCACUUUCAAAAAAAACGUUGAAUGACUGGAAGCUGGUGCUACUGGUAGUCGGUAUUUCUUCUGUUGGUGUAUUGCUGUCGAUAAUACAAGUUUCCGUGCCCCAAUUACAACCAAAUCCAUCUCCAUUGAGCCUCACUGAGGACUCACAAGACAAAAGGCGAAAUGAGUUUGGAGAAAGGAUAAAUGAAAUGGUGUAUCAGUGUUUUCCAGGAACCAUUCAGACAAUCUAUCUGGUAGUGACACUUGCAUACCUAGCAAUCCUUCAAAUCAUUGGAAUCGUCCUCGCUAUUCAAACACGCAAAAUCAAGAUCAAGCUGCUGAACGACUCCAAGUACAUUGCUGCAGUGAUCUACAUCUCAAGCAUUGCUCUGGUGCUCAUUGCAAUUGUCACACUAGUGCCCGGAAUUUAUAUCAAUAUAAUUGAAGCCAUCUUCUCCGGGAGUCUCCUUAUGGCCACAACAUUCUUUCUGGGCCUAAUUUUCAUUCCUAAGAUGGUGAGUUUGUACAGAGACCCUGAGGGUGAGUAUGUAUUCAAUACAGCUGGCAAUACUCUGAAUACCAACGAAAUGAACCUAAACCUUGUCAGUGGAGAAGUGACAACUCAAAUGAGGGAAAAAAUUGUCGAGUUAGAGAGUCUUCUAGAGAAGAGUCAGAAUGGCCGUACAUUGACCUGUUCAACUUGUCAUCCUGACGACCAGCCGAUUACCAUAGAUACUCAUAUCUCCAGUUCACCUGCAGAUACAGGCUGCAGUAUCAUUGUCCUCAACACUGAAGAAAUCGAAGAGUUCAACCAUUGUUGACGAACAGACUGCUGAUUAUAAUUAUAACUGAGACACUCGUUAUAAAACACUCGUUUAACUUUUUUUUUAAGCCACUUAAGAGUUGCAAGCAACAUUAUACAGCCCCUCCCCUAUAGUUUUGCAUCCUGACAAAAUUGAUCAUUAAUUAUCUAUAUAUAAUUAUUAGCAAGUGCAUCA